AUGAAGUUCACUGCAUUGGCCGGCUCAGCUCUGCUGGGCUUUGCUUCGGCUGCCACUACUCGAAACACCACCUACGAUUACAUUGUAGCUGGUGCUGGCGCUUCAGGUCUUGUCGUUGCUGAGAAACUCGCUGCUGCCGGUCAUAAAGUUCUUCUGGUCGAGAGGGGCGGUACUUCGUACUACUCGACCGGCAACCGAGAUGACUUGAUGAAGUGGAACAAGACCGUCACCGCAUAUGACGUCCCCGGCAUGGCUUACUACACUGACAGUUCGCCAACUAUUCAGUGGUGUACAGACAUUGCCGCUUCGGCCGGUUGCCUGCUGGGAGGUUCCACUAUGUUGAACGCUCUCAUGUUCAUCAAGCCCCGCGCUGCUGACUUUGAGGCCUGGCCCAAGGGAUGGCAGUGGGAGGAUGGUGUUUCCGAGGCUGCCAAGAGCGUUUUUGAGCGUAUGCCUGGAAGCAUUCUCCCUUCUGCUGAUGGCAAGCGUUAUGACGACGGUGCUUUCAAAGUCAUGUCAAAGUUCCUUGAGAACAAUGGCUGGGGUGAAGUCGAUGCUCUCAACAACGUCGAGGCAAAGGACAAGAUCUUUACGCAUCCUCCUUGGCUGAUCAGCAAUGGGCUUCGAGGUGGUCCCGUCCGGGAUAUUCUCCCUGAUGCACAGGCUCUCGACAACUUCAACCUCCAGCUUCACGCCAAGGUCCUCCGUGUUGUGCGCAAGGGACCCAUCAUUACCGGCGUCGAAGCCGAGCAUAAGGAUAGCUCUCGCGAGAUCAUUAAACUGAGCAAGGGUGGUUCCGUCAUCCUCUCUUCUGGCACACACUCCACGCCGCGCAUUCUCUUCAACUCAGGUAUCGGGCCCAAGAAGCAAAUUCGCAUUGUCGAGUCCGGCUCUACCAAGAUUAAGCUCCCGCCUGCUUCUCAGUGGAUCGAUCUCCCUGUUGGACAGCGUCUGCGAGACCACCCUAUCGUUGUCGUGGAUUUUGAAACUAAGGACAAGCUCCGGGCUCUGCCUAGCACCGCUUUCACUGAUCCCAACGACGAGACAGUCGGGCUGUUCGCUGAGGGAAGCGGUCUUCUCUCUCAAUCAAACCAACGUCUUAACUUCUGGAAGAGCGUUAAAGGCAGUGAUGGCAUCACUCGUUACGUUCAGGGCACAGUCAACGCUCCCAAGAACAACACGAUCUCUGCCAAGGUUUACCUCACCCACGGUCUUACAUCUCACGGCACCCUCGAGAUCACACCCCAGGGCAACACCAACAUUACUCAGAAGCCGUUCCUCAACACCAAGGGUGACCGCGAUGCUCUCAAGACUUUUGUCGAUGAACUUUUGAGCUACGCACGCAAGCCCAACAGUAACCUGAGCGUGCCGAGCAGUGUUACUGCAGACUCCAUCAUGGAGGUUUCCUACAGCGGCAACCAUCACCUUGGCUCGGCUCACAUGGGAGCCAAGAACGAUGGUAAGAGCGUCGUUGGACCUGAUACACGAGUCUGGGGAACCAAGAAUCUUUUUGUCGUUGAUGGAAGCAUGCAUCCUGAAGUUCCCACAGGAAAUACUCAGGCCUUCAUUAUGGUUGCUGCUGCGCACGCGGCCAACAAGAUCUUGGAUCUGACAUCGUGA
This is a messenger RNA of Fusarium pseudograminearum CS3096, 1620 nucleotides long. RefSeq lists its product as uncharacterized. The record is from RefSeq and is a predicted model, not a curated record. Gene Ontology annotation, molecular function: flavin adenine dinucleotide binding; oxidoreductase activity, acting on CH-OH group of donors. The transcript is spliced from 2 exons. NCBI's taxonomy places the organism in Eukaryota, Fungi, Ascomycota, Sordariomycetes, Hypocreales, Nectriaceae. Bases 1 to 1620 code for a protein of 539 amino acids.